Molecule: messenger RNA, 1359 nt
Organism: Closterium sp. Naga37s-1
Lineage: Eukaryota; Viridiplantae; Streptophyta; Zygnematophyceae; Desmidiales; Closteriaceae
Source: the annotation of a GenBank genome assembly
AUGCCGCCAGCCUCCUCCAGUGCCCCGCACAUUAUAGUGCACUCCUCUGCGCCACUCCCGCAGUUGUCCCACGGGGCCGUCCGCCCAUACUUCCGCAUAGAAACGUGCCCCCUGCCAAGCGCACUCCGCGCGAAUGCUCUCUUUCGGCCGCGAAAUGCGGGUUCAGAGCUGGUCCGGUCGAGCGCGGACAACCCUUGGCGGAAGUGCUCGAGGCGGGAGAGGAGGGAAUGGCGGGAGCUCCGCGCGCAAGCCGACGACUCCUCUGGAAGGGCGCAGGCAGAUGAUGGAGCUUCCGUAGCAGGGGAAAGCGCGGAAGCGACGGCGCAGGUGGCGGAAAUACAGCACGCGGACGAGGCCGCGGAGGCGAACAGUGCGGUGUCGACUCUCGUGACGCUCUUCCCCCUGUGGGUCGCACUCGCGUGUGCUGCCGCCCUCCGCUGGCCGGCGCAUUUUGUCGUUUGCCAGGACAGCCGCUUUGUAGUUGGUGGGCUUGCGCUCACAAUGCUGGGUGAGUGGGCGGCAGGGUAUGGCAUGGGGCUGACGAUCAGUGUGGAUGACUUCAGGCGCGCCGUGCUCAUGCCACGGCAGCUGCUGGCGGGCGUGCUGCUGCAGUACACGGUGAUGCCAUGUCUGGGGGCGCUCAUCUCUCGCGGUCUGCCGCCGCACCUCUCUGCCUUCGCCACCGGCCUUGUGCUCGUAGCCUGCUGCCCCGGCGGAACUGCCAGCAACAUCGUCACCUUCCUUGCACGGGGCAACGUGGCUCUCUCUGUUCUCAUGACGACAUUCAGCACUCUGCUAGCCGUGGUGAUGACUCCUCUCCUCACCUCCCUUCUGGCUGGUCGCUUCGUGCCCGUCAAUGGGGCUGCUCUCUUCAUGUCCACCCUGCAGGUGGUGAUGCUGCCUGUGUUCACGGGCUGCCUGCUCGCGCGUCUCUUCCCCGCAGUGGCGCGCCACCUGGCGCUCUUCUCGCCCGUGCUGGCAGUGCUGACAGUGGCGCUCAUCGUGGCGGGGGCCAUCUCGGGCUCCGCCGCCACCAUCCGAGGCGCCGCGCUGCCGCUGCUGCUCUCCGUGCUCGCACUGCACGGGCUCGGCUUCGCCCUCGGCUACCUGCUGCCCCGUGCUGUGCUGCGCCUCGAUGAGUCUGCCAGCCGCACCAUAUCCAUUGAAGUCGGCAUGCAGAACUCGGUGCUGGGGGUGGUGCUGGCCAUGCAGCACUUCCCCGACCCGCGGGUGGCAGCGCCCUGUGCCGUCUCCUCCGUCAUGCACUCCCUCUGUGGCAGCCUCCUCGCCGCCGCCUGGCGCGCCACGCCCGUGCUGCCUGCCACGGAGGGUGGCAGGGUGGCACAAGCAGCGACUUGA